This is a messenger RNA of Mycena indigotica, 1599 nucleotides long. RefSeq lists its product as uncharacterized. The transcript has 3 exons. NCBI's taxonomy places the organism in Eukaryota, Fungi, Basidiomycota, Agaricomycetes, Agaricales, Mycenaceae. The coding region runs from base 1 to 1599 and encodes 532 amino acids. Gene Ontology annotation, biological process: positive regulation of anaphase-promoting complex-dependent catabolic process; positive regulation of ubiquitin protein ligase activity; anaphase-promoting complex-dependent catabolic process. Gene Ontology annotation, molecular function: protein binding; anaphase-promoting complex binding; ubiquitin ligase activator activity. Gene Ontology annotation, cellular component: anaphase-promoting complex. The record is from RefSeq and is a predicted model, not a curated record.
AUGUCCGCAUUCAAAACACCCUCUCGUCGCCGGGUCCGCUCUGAAGUGAAGACCCCGCUGACACCCUCUCUCGCCUCUGCAUUAAACGGAGUCACACUCGACAGCCCCGUCAAACGCUCCAGUUCUUCGAUUCCAGUGACAGAUGCUUUCCAACGACAAGCCAGCAGCGGGGUAAUCCGCAAGGGUGGCGUCGAGAGCAGAAUCGAUGUAGUCGUUCUCGACUAUGUGCCGCCUCCCAUCUCGAAGCCUGCUGAAGUUAAACGGUCACGCUCCACUCCUGCCAUUAAAAACGUGGCUGACCGCGACCGCUUUAUCACAUCCCGUGAACACAACCUCGAAACACUUGACCCUAUGGCACUCAAUACCAAAUCUGCUUCGCCUGGUCACACAGCGCGACUUGUGGAAGCGACUGGUGUACCUCUCAACCGUCGCAUUCUUGGAUACCAUCUCCCUCCUCCAACCGCCUCAUCAGACACAACUCUUGCCCUCCAACGCGAGUUUGCUCGUCCGCUAUAUGCCAACCGACCGGGGUCGCUUGCCACCUCUACUGGCUCAACCACGAAUAAGACGCGGAAAAUUUCGACACAGCCUGAACGAGUCCUCGAUGCUCCAGGUCUUGUCGACGACUUUUACCUCAACUUAGUCAGCUGGUCGUCUCUCAAUUGCGUUGCGGUUUCUCUCGACACCAGCACGUAUAUCUGGAAGGCAGACACCGGGGCUGUUGUGCAAAUGGGCGAAGCACCGAGUGGCACUUAUGUCAGCAGUGUUAACUUCUCAGCGGACGGCGCCUUUCUCGGUAUAGGACUUGGAACCGGAGAAGUCGAGCUGUGGGAUGUUGAGAGGGGCGUUAAGCUGCGGACUAUGGCUGGCCAUCAGGCCCAAAUCGCCGUUCUUUCUUGGUACAGCCAUUUACUGAGCUCUGGAUGUGGAGAUGGGAGCGUUUGGCACCACGAUGUCCGUGUCCCGAGGCAUAAAGUCAUGGAGUUGUUGGGCCAUAAUGGCGAAGUCUGUGGUCUGCAAUGGAGGAAAGAUGGUGAACUAAUUGCCAGUGGCGGAAACGACAAUGUGGUCAACAUUUGGGAUGGGAGAGUGGGCGAUACGCCGGUUGGAGGAGACACUGUUGCCACAGGCAAUGCCAAAUGGACCAAGAGAAACCAUACUGCGGCCGUCAAGGCGCUCGCGUGGUCCCCGUGGCAGCCCAACCUUUUGGCUUCAGGCGGAGGUACCAACGAUGCGACUAUCAACGUUUGGAAUAGCACGACGGGUGCACGUCUUCACACAGUCACGACACCGUCUCAAAUCACGAGUCUCCACUUUUCACCACAUAAAAAGGAACUUUUGAGCACCCACGGCUAUCCUACUAAUGCCAUCGGAGUCUGGUCCUACCCUAGUCUUGAAAAGGUUGCCGAAAUUCGAGAUGCCCAUGACUCGCGCGUUCUCUACAGCGCUAUAUCGCCUGGAGGGGACAUGGUUGUUACUGGGGCAGGAGACGAAAGCCUCAAAUUUUGGCGUAUUUGGGAUACUACUUCAGAGACCAAGAAGACCAAGACCGCUCGUUUAGAAGGAGCAACUCGCAGCGGCGUCCUUUCCCUUAGAUAG